AUGGAGAUAUUCAUCUCUGUGAUGCUAUUGUUUGGUGGUAUUGUUGUAUUGAUAGUAAUACACGUUUGUAUUGCUGGGAGAGUUCGUAGGAGAGGGAAUAAUCAAGGUGAUCAUGACCAUAAUCAUACUAUGGUUACAAUCGGCAAUGACAAGAAAACAAUGUCCAACGAUGAUCUGAAAAGGCUUCCUUGCUUUGAGUACAAGGUAGCAGAAAAAGGGAAUACUAGCUCAGUUGAUUGUGCUGUGUGCCUGGAGAACUUCAAGAUGGGUGAUCAGUGCAGAUUACUGCCAAAUUGCAGACACAGCUUCCAUGUUCAGUGCAUAGAUUCAUGGGUGUUGAAGACACCAGUUUGUCCAAUCUGUCGAACUUGUGCCAAUCCUACCUCAAGAUGA
This is a messenger RNA of Juglans microcarpa x Juglans regia, 393 nucleotides long. Its product is annotated as RING-H2 finger protein ATL40-like. Bases 1 to 393 code for a protein of 130 amino acids. NCBI's taxonomy places the organism in Eukaryota, Viridiplantae, Streptophyta, Magnoliopsida, Fagales, Juglandaceae. The record is from RefSeq and is a predicted model, not a curated record. The transcript has a single exon.